Messenger RNA from Macrobrachium nipponense, 1459 nucleotides. RefSeq lists its product as uncharacterized. The coding region runs from base 155 to 1459 and encodes 434 amino acids. The transcript has 2 exons. The record is from RefSeq and is a predicted model, not a curated record. NCBI's taxonomy places the organism in Eukaryota, Metazoa, Arthropoda, Malacostraca, Decapoda, Palaemonidae.
UGAAGUUUAAGGCAGCCGUCCAGAAUGCGACGUUUAUUCGGCAGGUGUCGCAGACGUGGGCUAACCGAGGCUAGGUCUCAGCUGGUCACACUUUGAUCAACAGUGCCUCCUGAACCCUGUGAUCUGUAUAGUUCUGGCGUCGUUCAUCUCCGAUAUGGUCUACCGGAGGAUAGUCGUCACAACUACUUUGGUCAUUAUACUCGGUGCCUCUGCUGGCGUGUCUUACAAGAUUGAUCAGAAUGAGGAUGGAACAGGAACCUCGACUGAGGCAGCAACAGAGCUCCCUCUUGAGGAGAAUUUCGAGGACGAGUGGGCGUCUGGUGAGGGUGAAGGAACAUUUCCAUCAGCCGAGCCCUUCGGUGGGUCCUGGCUGGCCAGUGAUGAAGACAGUGAUCGUGAUUCUGGAGAUCAUGGAGACCAAGACUCUUCCAGUGAGGGUGGUGGUGACAACAGCACAGAAAUGAAAAGCUCAGGAGGGUAUCAGACUGUCGAGAGUUUUGACAUCCCUCCCGAUGUGAUCGAAAGACUUAAUGCAUCUGGUGCAUCUUCGGAACGCAUAAAAAAGGAGACGGUAGAGCUGGUACGAAACGGUAGCCUGAGUAAUGAAACAUCUGGGUUUCCAGUGCAUGACACCGAAGGGGAUGAAGCUGCAGAUAUAAACCACAGAAAUAUUUCCGAUCACGAUGAAGGCGAAAUUCGUUAUGCUGACUAUGAUGAUAGUAAUGAAAGACCACUGAAUAGAAGCGAACUAGAAGAGGAACCUGUGGAAAGUUCAACUGAAAACCCCCUUAUGACCUAUGCACCAGAGAAUAAAGCAUCGUUGAAUCACAGCCUGACAACUGGUUUAGAAACUUUGGCAGAUUCUGAUGAUCAUAGAGAGGAGGCAAAAAACCGCAGAUUAAGGAAAGUAUAUGACGAAGAAGCUGAACUGGGAUAUUUGCCUAGAAUACCGGAAACUGCAAAAGUGACCCCUCCAAGGAAUAAUGGUAAUUGCGGCAAGAAGAAGAAUUUGCAAGAUGGUGUCAAUGUUAAGGUAAUGAAUGAAAAGAUGUCGACAAAUUCGAAGCAUAUUAUUGUAGACCUGACCACAUCUGGGGGAAACAAUGCAGAGAAAUGGUCAUCGGUGCUAAAUGGGAGUGACUGUGAAACGCCUCUCUUAGAAUCAAAGGAUUUAUCAUCUGUAACUGUUCUGAUGGAUUCGUCCACCGGAAACCAAUCGGUCGAAGAAGACAAAAGUCCAGGUGGACCUCGUAUCCUUGUCAUUGACGUCACAGAUUCAAGUAAGAAUAGUUCAUCAUCAGUCAUGCCAGAUUGCUCGCAAAAUUUGACGCAUGGGGAGGAACUUCCCAGUGACAGUCACCUGCAGACUGAAAACUGUUUCAUAUUUGCAGAGAGGGAUUUGCGACAAGUCAUACCGAGUACAAUACUGAGACAGUUUCCUUCCCACCAAAUCGAGUAG